CUCGUACGUAGGUACCGUCACUAUAAGGCUAACCUUGUCAGGUCAAACGGCAAUCAUACGAUGUCUGAUGCCCCUGGCCCAACCCUGCCACCCGACCGUCGAAUGUUUGUCUUUUGUAGUGCCUCUUGUUCUUUUGUUUUUGCAGGCUCUUUUUCUUCACAUGACCUCGUGUUCCCCUUUUUUUGCAGGUCUCUUUUUUUUCUUCUGUGGGUAUGUUUUUCCUCCGUGUCUUGCCUCUCCCACGUAGGCACUCUGUCCUCCGCCGACACCUGUGACGAUGAAGUAGGCUAGCUAGCUAUCUAAUGGGCAAGAGGAUGGCAAGAGAUGGCAAAAGCUACAAGAAGAUAAACGAAGAUAGGAAGGCAAGGAAAGGUGUCGACGAGUGGCCACAGGCGCGCUUGGGAGG
Molecule: messenger RNA, 406 nt
Organism: Aspergillus sclerotioniger CBS 115572
Lineage: Eukaryota; Fungi; Ascomycota; Eurotiomycetes; Eurotiales; Aspergillaceae
Exons: 3
Coding region: 61-291 (76 amino acids)
Source: RefSeq, a predicted model, not a curated record